AGAACGGAUUUUAAUUUUAAAAAAUUCUUUAUGGUAAAAUUAUUCCAUUGGGGAUUUAUUUAUUCUAAGGGCGAAGAUUCUCUGUAUAUAUAUAUCUCGGAAUAAUCUGCUAUUGUCGAUUGUGAACUUUAGAUGCUUGACACAAAAAUAGAACCUAUAGAACGAUUCUACGAAUCAUUCGACGAGAAGAAUGACGUUGGAAAGGGAAGGUUUGGAGUUGUAAAAUUGUGUUCUCAAAAGUUUACGAAAAAAAUUUAUGCGGCCAAAUUUUUUAGCCCUUACAAUGCCAUGGAAAAAGAAAACGCGAUAAAUGAAUUUGAUAUUUUAAAAUCUUUGCAUCACCCAAACAUCGUUGAAUGUUACGGGGCCUUCGAAACUGGCAACGAAUUUAUCUUGGUUUUAGAAUAUGUCUCUGGAGGAGAACUCUUCGAGAAAGUUGUGGACGAAGAUUUUUGCUUGACCGAAAAAGAUUGCCAAAAUUAUGUUCGGCAGAUUUGUUUGGCCCUCCAAUAUUUGCACACGCAUAGUAUAAUACAUUUAGAUUUAAAACCUGAGAAUAUUAUGUGUGUCCACAAUUCGGCUCAUAAGAUCAAGGUUAUCGAUUUUGGACUUGCUCAACGUUAUAACCCCGGUAAAAAAAUUAAAGUUCUUUUCGGAACACCUGAAUUCAUGGCCCCCGAGGUUGUUAACUAUGAGGAUAUUGACCUUAAUACGGAUAUGUGGAGCUUGGGUGUAGUCGCCUAUGUUCUACUAUCAGGAUUAUCACCUUUUAUGGGGGAAAGUACUGGCGAAACUUUAAGCAGUAUAACUAAAGCAGAAUUUGAUUUCGAUGACGAAGAGUUUGAUGAAGUUUCCAAUGAGGCCAGAGAUUUUAUCAGCAAAUUACUCGUAAAAAAUAAAAGUAAAAGAAUGACUUCGACUCAAGCAUUAGACCAUCCAUGGUUAAAUCCGACACCCGAAAAGAGAAAAUUAAGAAGGAUAAAUACCAAAAGGCAUCAAAAAUAUUUGGUUCAUCAUAGAUGGCAGCAAGCAAUCGGUGCUAUCAAAACUAUCAAUAUUCUCAAUUUAAAAGAUCGUGAAAAUAGAUCUUUAAAUCGACGAGGUUCGGCUCUCAUGAAAAGCUCGAAAAGUGAAAUUUCACUCAAUACUCUAAAACCUUUAAUCACCCCAAAAUAUUCACCUCUUCCUUUAAAUAAAAAGCCAAGCAUCACUCCCAAAGUUCAACCCCCUUCCUCUAUUCAAAUAUUCAUGCCAUCACCUAAACCUAUCUCUUCAAACGCUUCCUCGAAUAACUACGUACUCAAUAAAGAUAAAUCUCCACCCAAUUCCAACAAUGCAAAAACCAUAGAUAACAAACCCCUCCCAAAUUCGUCAACUUUCCCUAAGACCACUCGGCAUGUAGAAUUUGAAAAGCAAAAUACAAAACCAAAUCAAAGUUUUUUCAAUACUCAAAAUGCAAAAUCUUCUAGCGAAAUAACCAUCAAUCCUUUACCAUCUUCAUUUGAUUAUAAUAAGAGAAAUACUCUAACGGGAACGACUAUCGACCUUAAUUCCUCAGAUUCGAAACGGAAAAAGGAAUCAGUUACUAAUACCCCAAAUCAAGAAUAUAAGGGUAAUACACCUAGAAAUCAUCAUAGCAUGGCUGAAAAUUUCUUCAAGCCCAUCAGCAAUUUAAGGAGAAUGUUCACUCAUGCUAAACAUGAUGGUCGAACAGGAAAAAAAUAAAAAUAUAUUUCUAAAAAAUGCGAAA
Molecule: messenger RNA, 1750 nt
Organism: Gordionus sp. m RMFG-2023
Lineage: Eukaryota; Metazoa; Nematomorpha; Gordioida; Chordodea; Parachordodidae
Product: myosin light chain kinase family member 4-like
Exons: 7
Coding region: 133-1725 (530 amino acids)
Biological process (GO): intracellular signal transduction; protein phosphorylation; positive regulation of apoptotic process
Cellular component (GO): nucleus; cytoplasm
Molecular function (GO): ATP binding; protein serine/threonine kinase activity
Source: RefSeq, a predicted model, not a curated record